Pongo pygmaeus (Bornean orangutan) is the source of this 3169-nucleotide messenger RNA. RefSeq names its product TEA domain transcription factor 3 (gene TEAD3). Gene Ontology annotation, biological process: embryonic organ development; positive regulation of transcription by RNA polymerase II; hippo signaling. The transcript is spliced from 13 exons. NCBI's taxonomy places the organism in Eukaryota, Metazoa, Chordata, Mammalia, Primates, Hominidae. Gene Ontology annotation, molecular function: DNA-binding transcription factor activity, RNA polymerase II-specific; RNA polymerase II cis-regulatory region sequence-specific DNA binding. Gene Ontology annotation, cellular component: transcription regulator complex. The coding region runs from base 601 to 1713 and encodes 370 amino acids. The record is from RefSeq and is a predicted model, not a curated record.
GGGCGGGCGAGGAGCGGGGCGUCCAGGCGCGCGCCAGCCGGGGUGGCCGGGUCGCGAGGCCGCGGGGUAGGCGGCCCGAGCGCGGCUGGACGGCCCCGCCCCUCCCGGCCAGCACCGCCCCCUGCGCGCCCCGCCCCCUCCUUCCCGCAGCCCCCACCCCCGCCCCGGCUCCUCAACACAAACUUUCCGUCCCGCUCGCUCCCUCCUCCGCGCUCGGCGCCUCCCGCUCCAGCCCGGCUCAUUCCGCACAUUCCGGCCAGCCCCCUCCCCACGACCCCCCUUCCCCGGCCCCCCUCGCGGCUCCCUCGGGCCCGGCGGAGCUGCCUGGCCGGAGCGCCCCCGCGAGCUCGGACCAGGCUCAGCCGCCCAGCGGGCUCAGGCCCAGAGCCCAGAGCAACCAGCACAAUAGCGUCCAACAGCUGGAACGCCAGCAGCAGCCCCGGGGAGGCCCGGGAGGAUGGGCCCGAGGGCCUGGACAAGGGGCUGGACAACGAUGCGGAGGGCGUGUGGAGCCCGGACAUCGAGCAGAGCUUCCAGGAGGCCCUGGCCAUCUACCCGCCCUGCGGCCGGCGGAAGAUCAUCCUGUCAGACGAGGGCAAGAUGUACGGCCGAAAUGAGUUGAUUGCACGCUAUAUUAAACUGAGGACGGGGAAGACUCGGACGAGAAAACAGGUGUCCAGCCACAUACAGGUUCUAGCUCGGAAGAAGGUGCGGGAGUACCAGGUUGGCAUCAAGGCCAUGAACCUGGACCAGGUCUCCAAGGACAAAGCCCUUCAGAGCAUGGCGUCCAUGUCCUCUGCCCAGAUCGUCUCUGCCAGUGUCCUGCAGAACAAGUUCAGCCCACCCUCCCCUCUGCCCCAGGCCGUCUUCUCCACUUCUUCGCGGUUCUGGAGCAGCCCCCCUCUCCUGGGACAGCAGCCUGGACCCUCUCAGGACAUCAAGCCCUUUGCACAGCCAGCCUACCCCAUCCAGCCGCCCCUGCCGCCGACGCUCAGCAGUUAUGAGCCCCUGGCCCCGCUCCCCUCAGCUGCUGCCUCUGUGCCUGUGUGGCAGGACCGUACCAUUGCCUCCUCCCGGCUGAGGCUCCUCGAGUAUUCAGCCUUCAUGGAGGUGCAGCGAGACCCUGACACGUACAGCAAACACCUGUUUGUGCACAUCGGCCAGACGAACCCCGCCUUCUCAGACCCACCCCUGGAGGCAGUAGACGUGCGCCAGAUCUAUGACAAAUUCCCCGAGAAAAAGGGAGGACUGAAGGAGCUCUAUGAGAAGGGGCCCCCUAAUGCCUUCUUCCUUGUCAAGUUCUGGGCCGACCUCAACAGCACCAUCCAGGAGGGCCCGGGAGCCUUCUAUGGGGUCAGCUCUCAGUACAGCUCUGCUGAUAGCAUGACCAUCAGCGUCUCCACCAAGGUGUGCUCCUUUGGCAAACAGGUGGUAGAGAAGGUGGAGACUGAGUAUGCCAGGCUGGAAAACGGGCGCUUUGUGUACCGUAUCCACCGCUCGCCCAUGUGUGAGUACAUGAUCAACUUCAUCCACAAGCUGAAGCACCUGCCCGAGAAGUACAUGAUGAACAGCGUGCUGGAGAACUUCACCAUCCUGCAGGUGGUCACGAGCCGGGACUCCCAGGAGACCCUGCUUGUCAUUGCUUUUGUCUUCGAAGUCUCUACCAGUGAGCACGGGGCCCAGCACCAUGUCUACAAGCUCGUCAAAGACUAGGGUGCCCUCUGCGCCUCCAUAAGGAUGCAGGGUGAGCAUCUCCUCUCCACACCUGCCUGGCACCCCUGCGGGGGGGUCCAGGACUGAGGAUUCAUCUACCUGCCAGGCCUUAGGCCCAGGACCCAGGAGGCCUCCCCACCUACCCCAGCACACACACUCCCUGCCACUGUUCUGCGCUUUAAUUGUGGGAGAAGAGAGGAGAGGAGGGCUCAGCGGUGGGGCAGCCUGUCCGGGGCGCUGGCCCACCAUCACCCUGCUCUGCCCAGCCUGGCGUGACCUCAGAGAGGUGGGGAUAGGGGACACCUUCAGCCUCCGGCAUGUGUGGCCACUGUCCCCCCACCCACCCUUGGGGGAGCAUGAUGGGCAGGUGAGGGCAGGAUGGAGACCAAGGGAGUCAGUGAGCAGAGGCCCUGGGAGUGUCCAGUCAGGGUUGGACUGAGGACAAAGGGGCCCACACUUCCUUGCCCCUUUGUGUCCCAGGCCUGGUGCCCAGACUCCUUGGAUGGCUUGUGUGGUCCUCAGACUCCGCACAGCGAGCAUAGGUCUCUGCGUUUCAGAUGAAGUGCCCAGGCUCCAGGAAGUUGAGGGACCCACAGGAGAGGUGGGCAGAGCUGGAGUUCUCAUCCAGGGCUGCUUGUCCCCAGAGCCCAGGUUUACACUACCUCCCUGGGGCGGGGGCUGGCCGCAGGGUAGGGGAGAGGCUCUGCAGUGUGGAGUGGAGCCUCAUCGAGGGGAGCUGGGUUAGGGGAGCACCUGUUUCAGACUGGGCAUGAAGAAGGGAGCACAGCAGCUACUAGACCCCAUUAGCACCCCAUUAGUCCACAAGCCAGCCAGGGGCCCCAGGAAGAUGGGGCACCCCCCAGCACCCUCCAGAUUGAGGGCAAGGUAGAAGAAGGAGUCCCAGCCUUUGGGAAGACCAGAGGCCCAGAGGGAGGGAGUAGCAGGCGGCUUUUGGUUUUUCUCUUGCCUGAGGCUUGGAUCUGACAAACCCUUGGUGGGCACUGCUCCCUUAGGUCCUUCCCCACCUCAGCCUACCUGCCUAGAGUAGCAGCUCCCAGACCCAGUUCUGGGACUGAAGGUUAACCCUUCACCUGCUGCCCCUUCUCAACACCCAGGCCCCCAGAGCCAACCGGGCCUGUCCAGCAGCCACCUGUGGGUAUUUAUGAGUUUCAUAUGAAGUACUGUGCCCCUUCCCUUCCUCAUCCCGACCCUGCCCGAGCUUCCUGAAGGUCCUCACUGUUUGCAUAUCGCUCAGGCCACCUCCAAACCCCACCUAGGUUUUAUAAUGUAUAUUAUAUAUUUUUUUGUGUAUUUUUAAAAUCCAGCUGUGAUGGGUUAUAUCAUAAAUGCAGCUUAGGGUUGGAGCAGGGGCCCUCAAGGCCCAGCUCCUGCUCAAAAAAAAAAAAAAAAAAAAAAAAAAAAAUUAAAGUUAUUUGUUUGUGGGUCAGUCAUGUAA